AAAAAAAAAAACGAAAAAAAACUCCACCUUCUUCUUCUUUCUAGCUUCUCUACAUGAAAAUUUCAUCAAAAUAUAUAAUUUCGAGAUUCUCUCUGCCCGACGAAGAACAAACGGUCGCCGUUGUUGACGAUCCCCAAGCAAACGAGCUAAAACAACCAACAAAUUAAAUUGAUUAAAACCAGUGAAAGAAAGAAAAUCCAACACAAAAAGGAAUACAUUUUUUUUUCCAUUCUUUGUUUAUUAUCUAUAUUCAUUGUAAAAUUGUAAAUUUAAAAUAAAAAUUUUGUUCAAUAAAAAGAAUAAAGCGCACUUGCUAUAGGAAGAAACGAAAAAAAAAGCAAUAAUACACACAACACACGCCUUUGCCCCACGACUCUUCGUUGUCGUCGUUUUUGUGUGUUCUCUGCCAAAUCGAUUUGUCGUGUCUUCUGCAUGUUCUUGGUGGAAGAAAACUUGAUUUUAUUUUUCUGUCGUGUUACCACAGAAAUCGCAAAAUAAAUAAAAUUCAUUUUUAUUACUCGAUCAAGACCUAGAAAAAGAAAAAAAAAUCCCAAAAAAAAAGUGGCUCGAAAAAUGAUGAAAAAUCAUGAUAAUUUAUCGACAUAAGGAAGAUUCUUGCAAUCGUGGAAAAUAAUUUUUUUUUUUAUAAAUUAGGACAAAGUUUGUGUCCCUCCUUCGACUAACAAAACUCUGAAACCACCACAAAAAUCCAAACCACCACAAAGUUUAUAGAAGAGCCUUGAAGAAGGCUUUACCUUUUUUUUUAUUGCAAUAUUGAUUAAAGAUUUGAAAUUAUUUUGUCUUUUUGUGAAUCUCUUUAUUUUAAGUAAGUUUUUUUUUAUUAAAAAGAAGCGACCGUGAAAAAAUGUCGCGAAAUUUAGUUAAUGGCAGUAAUAACAAUUCGGGUCGCAAUAAGGAGAAACGUUUCUCGAUUCAUGAUGCUUUUGAGGAGGAAACGGACGAGGCAAUUCGAGUUUAUGGCUCGACAGUGAUCUCGACCCCGAUGCGGGCUAAAACUCGAUCUAUAGAUGAUGUAACUAUUCGGAUUCAGGAUCCUAAAAAUUACAAAUAUGCCGACGAUACGACAUCCCGAGACAGUGACUCUCUAAUUCAAGAAUACGGCAAUCUCCCAACAGAUGAAACAAACACAUAUUGCUGGCGACAUCCGAAAGUUCGUGAAAAUUGGCGAACAGUUUUAGCAGCCGUCACUCUGCUUAUCGUCGGAACUGGUCUCUUUGUGAUGGGAAUUUUUGCCGUACUUGAUCCAACAAAAACCUCCCAAGGUGUAGUCUUUUUUGUAGCGGGUCUAAUAUGCUUUAUACCGGGAGCAUACCACGUAGUAUACAUUUGGUUAGCGGCAAAAGGCUAUCGAGGGUUUGACUUCUACCACCUACCGUUAUUUACAUAAAAUGAUGUUUCGAAACUUCGCAGCUAGAUGAUGCUGGACCCAUCAUCACAAAACGAAAAUGUUCAUGUUUUUUUUUUUUUCUAAUUUUGAAAACGUUCUCGAAACUAAAAAAAGAAAAACAAUUCAAACUAUUGUCUGAACAGUGAAUGAAGAUUUUAUUAAAAACAAAUCGAAUAUUUUUUUUUAUUUUACACUCAAAAUGUUCCGUCGGUGUUUUUUUUUUUUCAAUGUAAUUAGUGCAUUAUUAUUUUUUUAUUAAUCCCAAAAUUAAAGACUUUUUUUAUUUAUAUAAUUAUAUUAUUGUAUAUGUAUUUAGGAAUGAAUAAGUGAUUGUGAAAAUUAUUGUUAUUAUAAUUUUCGUAAACCUGAUAACUUAACUUGAAAAGACUUAAGUUGAAACUGAUAAGAAAAGAAAUGAAGAAAAAAAUUAAUAAAAAA
Molecule: messenger RNA, 1846 nt
Organism: Episyrphus balteatus (marmalade hoverfly)
Lineage: Eukaryota; Metazoa; Arthropoda; Insecta; Diptera; Syrphidae
Exons: 2
Coding region: 866-1408 (180 amino acids)
Source: RefSeq, a predicted model, not a curated record